Molecule: messenger RNA, 778 nt
Organism: Notothenia coriiceps (black rockcod)
Lineage: Eukaryota; Metazoa; Chordata; Actinopteri; Perciformes; Nototheniidae
Product: dolichyl-diphosphooligosaccharide--protein glycosyltransferase subunit STT3A-like
Exons: 6
Biological process (GO): post-translational protein modification
Cellular component (GO): membrane
Molecular function (GO): dolichyl-diphosphooligosaccharide-protein glycotransferase activity
Source: RefSeq, a predicted model, not a curated record
AUGGGGAAGACUUCUUCCCCUCAGGUGCGUCUGAUGUUGGUUCUGGCUCCAGUCAUGUGCAUCCUGUCGGGCAUCGGUGUGUCCCAGGUGCUCACCACUUACAUGAAGAAUCUGGAUGUCAGCCGGCCAGACAAGAAGAACAAGAAGCAGCAGGACCCCACCUACCCCAUCAAAAACGAGGUUGCCAGUGGGAUGAUUCUGGUCAUGGCCUUCUUCCUCAUCACAUACACCUUCCACUCCACCUGGGUGACCAGCGAGGCGUACUCCUCCCCCUCCAUCGUGCUGUCGGCUCGUGGAGGCGACGGCAGCCGGAUCAUCUUCGACGACUUCAGAGAGGCCUACUACUGGCUGCGCCACAACACCCCUGAGGAUGCCAAAGUCAUGUCAUGGUGGGAUUAUGGUUACCAGAUAACGGCCAUGGCAAAUCGAACCAUUCUAGUGGACAACAACACGUGGAACAACACACACAUCUCCAGAGUGGGACAGGCCAUGGCCUCCACAGAGGAGCGAGCCUAUGAGAUCAUGAGGGAGCUGGACGUCAGCUAUGUGCUCGUCAUUUUUGGAGGACUGACGGGCUAUUCUUCAGAUGACAUCAAUAAGUUCCUGUGGAUGGUUCGUAUCGGGGGAAGCACAGACACGGGCAAACACAUCAAGGAGCACGACUACUACACCCCCACCGGAGAGUUCCGGGUGGACCGCGAGGGCUCCCCCGUCCUGCUCAACUGCCUCAUGUACAAGAUGUGCUACUACCGCUUCGGACAGGUCUACACAGAAGCCA